AUGACACAUGAAGCAACACUUGUAUUAACCUUUGCUGGAGUGAAUUUCCCCAUUGAUUGUUUAAAUGGAUGUAGAUUGGCUAUUACUGCUAGAAAUGAAAAUUCUGAAAAUUAUGUUGAGAUUGGACAGACCGAAACAAUUUCAAGUUUAAAUCCUAAAUUUGAACGGAAUGUUGUGUUUGUAUUUCGUUUGGAUCUUGAACAACAAAUUUGUUUGAUAGUAUAUUCUGUAGAUCACAAAACCGAAGUAAUUCAAAGGAAAAUAGGCCAGUCUAAUUUCAAUUUGUUUUCAAUUCUCCAUGGAGUCUCUGAAUCUCUUCAAAUCCCACUUAUUUUGGACCAAGAAAUAAAAUCUUCCCAGCCUUCAUUUAUUCAAUGUGCGGUUUCACAGCCUGGAAAUUGCGGGGUUAAUUCUGGAACAGUUUUUCAAUUUAUUGGGCAUAAUAUGGACAAUUCUGGCCUCAUUCCUUCGCCUUAUUUUUUACUUGAACUUGUUCCCACCAAUAAUGUUGAAGAAUCCUCUCCAUUACCUAUUUUACUUUAUAGAAGCGAAUUUUGUAAUAAAAAUGCGAAUCCUCGUUGGAAAGAAUUUUUACUCCCCUCUCAAUUUUUUCCAUCAUCGGCUGAUUGGUCUCUGAGGAUUUCUUGUUUUAAUUAUGCUUAUAAUCAAAUUGAGGGUGAUCAAUUGAUUGGGCAGGCUUUUACAACUUUUUAUCAGUUAAUUGGAAUGAAUUCAGUCAAAUUUUUGCUCAGAACUGGACAUAAAAACAAAGACCAGAAUCCUUCCAUUGAACUUGUUCGUGUCAGUAAUGAACCUGUGCCUUCCUUGAUUAACUUAAUUAAAUCUGGCCAUCAAUUUUAUUCAACUAUAGCAAUUGAUUUUACUUCGAAUAAUGGAGGGCCAAAUUCUCCUGAUUCUCUACAUUUUAUUCAUCCACACAUAUCUAAUGCUUAUUCGCAUGUUUUAGAAGGUGUUUCAACAACUUUUUCUAGAAUUGAUAAAUUGCGAAGAAUAGCUUUGCUAGGUUUUGGUGCUAAAUUACCUCCAUCUUUUCAAUUUUCAAAUCUUUUUGCUCUGAAUGGUAAUUUGGACUCUCCUUGGCUUAGAAGCACUCCAGAUAUCUUAAAUUGCUACAAAAACUUUUCUUUAUCUCUUUUGCCAUUUGCACCUACACAAUAUUCUCAAGUCAUUCAUUAUGUUAUCAAAUUGGCAAAAGUCGCGCAGAAGGCUCAAGCAAGCAUUCAUUUUUCACUUAUAAUUUUAACUAAUGGGCAGCUUAGGGAUCCAAGUGAUACUAUCGAUACCAUUGUUGAGGCUUCUUUCCUUCCCAUCUCAAUUUUCUUUGUUUCAAUUGGCAACAAUUCACACUCAACAGGAGAAACAAAUUUGCGAAGGUUGUGUUCACCAACAAUAAAAUCAACUAAAAAUAUACCUUUACAAAGGGAAACUGGUGAAUAUUUUUUUUUAAAUUACUUUAAAUUAAUUUAA
Molecule: messenger RNA, 1488 nt
Organism: Meloidogyne enterolobii
Lineage: Eukaryota; Metazoa; Nematoda; Chromadorea; Rhabditida; Meloidogynidae
Source: the annotation of a GenBank genome assembly